AUGACCAACAAUCACUCCCAAAGUAACAUUGGAUAUAAAGCAUCCAGUAAUAACAGCCUGAAAAGUGGCAGCAGCUCACACAGAUGGAUAAAUCAGCUACGAACAUUACCAUCAAACCCACAAUCAAAGGACUUUCUUAAACUUGAAUAUCUUGAGGUGAAUUUGAACAAUUCUCGAAAAUUGAUCACAAAUUUGAAUUCAUUAAGUAAAGAAACUAAUGAGUAUAUCAAGAACGUUGAUCUACAAGUAAAUGGAAACUUGAUCCAACUAAAUCAAGUGGAUAAAGAACUAGCCUGGUUGGAGUGA
Lodderomyces margitis is the source of this 306-nucleotide messenger RNA. RefSeq lists its product as uncharacterized. The transcript has a single exon. The record is from RefSeq and is a predicted model, not a curated record. NCBI's taxonomy places the organism in Eukaryota, Fungi, Ascomycota, Pichiomycetes, Serinales, Debaryomycetaceae. The coding region runs from base 1 to 306 and encodes 101 amino acids.